GCCCACAGUCGAGCCAGUCAGAGUCAGUUAUUUGGAGGUACAGUGGAGAUUCAUUGUGCUGGACCAACUCAUUUUAAGCAUGUUGGCAUUGUACAGGGAACUCAGAUUACUAACACAAGUAUGGCAGGCAUUCUGUUUGCUUGGUGUGUGUGGAGUUUAAAUAAGAGGUAGCCAGCUGCUGUCCCCGGGAGCCCAGACCAUGUUGGAGAGCCACUGCUGACAGUUGUAGCCAAAAGUCUGGAUUAUCAUAACAACACAGCGACAAGAGUGUCCAGUUGCCAGUGUGUGCACCUCAGGUAAGUGUUUACUGCUCUGUUAUACCUCUGUGGGGUGCUGUGCAGUGGAGCAUGUGACUUUUUAAAGGUACCAAACACUACAGGACACCUGACAGGGGAGCAAUAAUCACUGGAAGGACAAGGCAAAAAAUACAUCCUGAGACAUUCUUCAUCAAAGAGCAUGUUGAUAGCAGGCCAGGCUUUGAAUUCAGUGCAGUUAAGCACGCAAGGGGGAACACCUACUAAAACAACAUUUGCAGGAUCAAAGCUGAGCCUUCAAACCUAGUCUCUGUGUGUUUCACUUUUAUGAUGUACAUGCAAUGUGAGCUCAAUAAAUCCUAAGGAAGUUACAAAUAGUCAUAUAAGAUCUUGGACGGAUUAUGGGCACAGACAUGUAAAAGGCCCCCCACCCCUUCUACAUAGGAGCAAGACACCCAGACUGAAAGAGACGCAAAGAGACACAAAAUGACUACAAAAGACAUGGGCGUUCUGUGUCUCUUUUUGUCUCUUUGUGGUCGUUUUGCGUCUCUCUGUAGUUGUUUUGUGGUAAUUGUGCGUCUCUAUGUAGUCAUUUUGCAGCUCUUUUUGGUUGUUUUGCAUCUCUUUCCACGUGUAAGAUAACAACUCUACCACAUGCCAAUUUGGUUUAUCACUCAUUCAGUCACGUUUUCAGUCUCACAUGAUGUGAGAGAGGAAGCUGGAAGCAAUAUGAAACAAGGACACACCCAUAAAGAAUAUACAGUGAGGUCGGCUGAUCCCAUCUGCCUCUGGCUCAGGAUAUAUAGUUCAUUAAACUGAUAAUAGGAAAAUCUGAACAAUACGUUCCUGCUGGGGUAAGCAGUUUCACACCAGUGCCAGCCAUGGAGCACCCCCUCAGACACACAAAGACUGUCUCCCUCCAGUGCUUCAUGUGUUGGCACUGCAGACUCAGAGGCAUUGAAUAGGCAGUGAUAUGAAGAAUAUAUAUAUAUCCAAAAUCAAUCUUUCAAGUUGGUGACUGUCAUUCAGAACCAGUGUAACAAAAGAGUUUCCCCUCGGGGAUCAAUAAAGUAUUUCUGACCUUGAUGCUAUUUCUGAUUCAGUUUCAGCCAUUUCACUUCAGUAAUGUCAGAUUUUCAGGGGUCUCAUGAAAACAUGUUUUUUUAUGCUUCUAAUGGACACAAUUUCCACCACUGUCAAUUUUGAUCAUUGAGAAAAUGUUAUUGUUUGCGAAAAUAGCAAAAAACGCUUUGCUAAGGCCAAUCUGGAAUGUGAAAAAUAUGUAUUGUACAUUUUGAACAUUUUGUUUAAAGCUUUUAAAUGAAUUUCCUUCAUUUGAAACUAACUUGGAAGGCCCUGCAAGGUCAGGCUCAACACCGUGAGACUGCCUAUCUCGCAGCGUCACUGUCCAUUCCAUAUACGUUAUUAGGGAGGAAGUCACCUGUCACCGUAAAGUCCAGCCUACAUGGAGCAUGAGGCACAGCUCCCAACAAAUUUACUGCUAUCAAAGCCCUUUAAAAGCUUGAGCCUGACUGUAAAGUUGGCACAAGGAGUAACAGUUUCUGAAAGUGUGUGUGUGUCUAUGCUUAGCUGAAAUCAAUAGAGUUAUAUGUGGAACUUGAGGCACUCGAGGGGCAAUGGUCAGCGUGCUUUUAUGGAGGAGAAAAGUUGUAAGACAGAACUUAAAAUUCAUGUAAGUGUGACUCUUUGUUGUGGGUGUGCAUGCAAAAUCGUGUGGAAUGUUUCGAGGAAAGCAUAAACCUAGAUAACAUUUUUGGUUUCCUUCAGAUUUCUUUUGUCACACUGGGGUUGUCUCUGCAACAUUUCCCCUAAGCAGCUGGGAAUGUAAUAUGAUGAGGAAAUUACUCAUAUAAGAGGAACUUAUUGGCUGGUUUUGUAACUAUUCUGCUCCUAGCACUCUGGCAAGGUUGUUAUCCCCCAUGGAAUGAAAACAGCCUGCUUAUUGUGCUUACAUGUCAGACGACUGGAUGAUUGCUACAGAAAGUCCAACAAUAUAAAAUCUGGUCCAUUCUGUACUGAUUGCUCUGCAUCUGAAGGGGAGUAAAUAAACAAUAUGAUUUGAUUGUUGAUUCCUACGUGAUUAAUUGGUAUUUCUUAUUCAAUUUUGACCCACGGUGGAGCACAAGGCAGUGACAUCACUGUUUUAUUUGAGCAAAUGACCACACAUAACUAAUAACGUGGCCGUGUAAAUACGUUCUAAAUUGUGUUUUUGAAUAAAUGCCUGGCAAUCUCAAGAGUGGGUUUGCAUCGACCCUCACCUUAACGCUAACCCUCGGCUGACCCAGAACAAACUAUUCAUAAUGUCUCCCUUUCCCAUUCAUUUGCAUCUGAAUCAAGGCUAAUGUUAUUUAUGGGACCCAAAGCUGCAUGUGUAGCAUUGAAUGCUGCGUUUUCUGCAAAUGGUAGGACUUUCAGAGAGCGAAAGGAGGCACAUGCAAGGUGUUGUUGUUGUGCCAAGAGAGGACCCAAUGACUUUGUGUUGACAGCAGAAGUGUUCAGGAUACAGCAGGUAGGUUUUUCAUGAGCGCCUCAUCAGCAUUAACACCUUUCAUCUGUGGCUAUCUGUCAUCUUGUUUACUCUUUGUUCUUUGUGUUCAAAAUGAGAUGUUUACCUGGUGGAGUCCACUAUUAUCAGGGGUGCUUCCUGUCCCAGCCCUGCAUAAUACUCUGAUAAUCAGGAACUGCUGUUUGCAGGGUUAUUGGGAAAGGCAUAUACUUAUACUUAUUUAUUUUCUAUAAAGCCGGACAUAUUUACAAACGUUUGACAGCAAAUAUGCACCAAAGGUCUUUUCGGCAAUCUUUCCGUUCCACUUCAGCAAACAAAGGUGGACGUCGAUCAUCAGGAAAAAUGUUCUUUGUGGCAGGGGCCAAAAAUACAGCAGGAUCGGGCAGAGGAAAUGAAAGGAGGUCAAUCUACCAGAAAUUUCGCGAGGUAGAUUUACUGGACAAGAAGAAGACAGUGACAGCUCUAAAGCCCGGUGAAGAUCGGGCCAUUCUCCUGGGACUUGGAAUGAUCCUCUCUUCAGUCAUGAUGUACUUUGUCCUGGGGAUCACUACAUUACGCUCCUAUGCAGACAGUGUGUGGACAGAGGAGGGUGUGUGUGUUGUACUCAACUCCACGGUCACAGCAGACAUGAACUGUUCCUACAACUGUGGGUCAGACUGCUGGAGAGUCUCCAAAUACCCCUGUCUGCAGGUCUACGUGAGCGUCAAUAACACGGGCCGUGUCAGCCGUUUAUCUCACAAUGAAGAGACCCAGGACACCAGCUCUGAAUGUUUCUAUGUACCCAGGUGCCAGAAGGACAGCAUGGCCAUGCAUGUCAUGAUUAUGAACAUCUCCGAGCGCCUGAAGGUGAACCAGCAGGUCCCCUGUUACUACGACCCCAGUGAGCAGCAGGAGACGGUUCUCCUGACCCGGCUGUAUGACCACAGCGCCGUCUUCCACUCGCUGCUCUGGCCCUCCUGCAUGCUCACGGGAGGAGCCCUCAUCAUCGUGAUGGUGAAGCUCACACAGUACCUCUCCAGGCUGUGUGAAGAGAUAGGGAAGAUCAAGAGGUGAAAUGACGUGCAGCAGCUGUGAAAGCCAAGCACAAGUUGGUUUGGUGAUGGACAUAUGACAUGAAAGGUUUGAUUGUUUUAACCAAACGACCUUGCUGUGACCUCUUGCAAACUUUCCUCCACGGCUGAGACAUUUGGAUCAGCUGAUUUUCACUCCGGAUCGAGGAUGUGACUGUUUAUAAAAGUGAAGUGAAUGUUCCAAGGCGAAAACUGACUGACAUGUAACUGGCUGUUAUACAGAGAAAACUAACUGAAUUUUGCAUGGUGACAAACAUUGUAAAAUGUUUUAUGGGUACUUAUCACACUUAAGCACGUAACCUUAAAUAUGGUAUAUUAUGAACUUGUGCUUGCUAUGUCACAUAUGAUAUACAUGACAACACCAACCUAUAUUUAAAUCGACGGGGAAAACACUGCUGUCUGUCCAAAAAUGUCCUCUAUGUGGUUGUUAGUGUUGAGGAAUGUCACAAUUUUGAGAACUUUCUCAAACUUUCCUAUAUUUUGAUAAUCAUAUGUGAUUGUUUUCAGAAACAAUAACAUGUUCUUAUUUGAUAUCCACUAUCUCAGCGACCAAACAAUGUGUAGGUCUCUCAUAAUGAAAUGUCUUUCAUGAAUGAACAUAAGGUAUACAUAACCUGACUGUCUGUCAUGAUGUUGGAAAAGCUAGUCUGGAAAUUUAGCUCACCAAACCACAAUGAACAUAUAAAGGCCUAGUAUGUUAAAAUAUUUUGCACAUUCUUCUUUCUCACAUUUUCAACAUUAUUCCAUAUUUCAGGGUCACAAGUUUACACGUCAACACAACAACUAAUGCAUCCACCUCACACGUUAUCUCAUGGAUUAAAACAACAAUUUAAUGCUACAAUUGUGGUGAUUUUGCAGUGGCACUGUACUAAGCCACGUGGUUCUUUGUGAUCACACACUGUGGCUCUACAGCUAAAACAAAUGAUAUUCAAAUGAUAAAUGAAUCAUCUCCCUAGGAUAUUUGUACACUACAAAGCAUACAGAGAGCACAUAUCUCUGCCAGGGUUUCGCAAUCUUCUUAAACUAGUUUGCUUAUUCUGAAGCUAGAAACGGGUUUAGAAUGUUUUCCAGACCUGCAUUAAAACACACAUACUGCUGAUUGGCACUAUGCAACGGGCAUUAAAAUGUAUUAUGUUGCUAAUGACUUGUUUAUUUGCCAAUACUCAUAAUAAGCAGGGAAACAUAAUGUCCAAGGUGGCAGUAAU
Molecule: messenger RNA, 5056 nt
Organism: Siniperca chuatsi (mandarin fish)
Lineage: Eukaryota; Metazoa; Chordata; Actinopteri; Centrarchiformes; Sinipercidae
Gene: kcnmb2a
Product: potassium large conductance calcium-activated channel, subfamily M, beta member 2
Exons: 6
Coding region: 3049-3834 (261 amino acids)
Biological process (GO): potassium ion transport; detection of calcium ion
Cellular component (GO): membrane; voltage-gated potassium channel complex
Molecular function (GO): calcium-activated potassium channel activity; potassium channel regulator activity
Source: RefSeq, a predicted model, not a curated record